ACCAUAUUUUGGUGUCUGACUUUGUGGUUUCUCUUUUUGCCUUUCUUUUUGAUCAAGGUGACAGGAACAUUUUAUUCAUUUUUACCGGAAAGCAGCAAAGGGCACCAGAGCAAUAGAGGAAGCCAAAAUGAGCCGGAAAAGCAAAAGGAGUUUAAAGGAGAAAUUUGCCUUGAAGAACAGCUUGGUUAAAGAAGCCCUCUCAGAAUUCCUGGGAACUUUUAUACUGAUAAUGCUUGGAUGCGGGUGUGUGGGCCAGGCUGUCCUUAGCCGAGGAGUCCACGGUGGGCCUAUGACGGUAUCGGUUGGAUUCGCAAUGGCAGUCACCGUAGCAGUGUAUGUGUCUGGGGGAGUUUCUGGUGGUCACAUAAACCCAGCCGUUUCAUUAGCCAUGUGCGUGACUGGAAGAUUAAGAUGGACCAAAUUACCAAUUUACAUAUUAGCACAACUCCUGGGAGCAUUCUCUGGAGCAGCGGCUGUCUUUGGGAUUUAUUAUGAUGCCUUUAUGGAAUAUAGCAAUGGAACACUUGAAGUCAUAGGACCUAACGCAACAGCACAUAUCUUUGCAACAUAUCCAGCUCCAUAUCUGUCCCUCAUAAAUGGAUUUGCAGAUCAGGUGAUAUCAACAGCUGUUCUUCUUCUGGCUAUAUUUGCUAUUUUUGACAGCAGAAAUAACAGUGUACCUAAGGGCCUGGAGCCAAUUGCAGUAGGACUUCUUAUAAUUGUUCUUACUUGCUCCUUGGGAAUGAACAGUGGCUGUGCCAUGAACCCAGCCAGGGACCUAGGCCCAAGGCUCUUCACAGCCAUUGCAGGAUGGGGGAUGGAAGUAUUCACGGCUGGAAAUAAUUGGUGGUGGGUCCCUACAGUUGCACCUAUGCUGGGAGGCAUACUUGGAGCAGUGAUCUAUAUUGUUUUUAUUGAAAUUCAUCACUCAGAUACUGAGCAAGGAGAAGAAAAUGACAUGCAUGAUAAAUACGAACUGACCAACAUGGAGUAAGAAGUGAAGCAUUUCCUUUCCCAUUUUGUUAUGCAUUUUUUUAUGCAAAUGAUUGUUUGGACCAUUUUAUAAAACCUUUAUGCCUGAAUCAGAAAUUCACAUUUCAAAGGAGAAAAUCCAUAUAGAAGUCAAGUUCACAGCUGAACUCUUCCCAUGAAACAUCAGGCUGACCACAUUCAAAACUGAGAACUUGGGUCCAGAAUGAGUAAACUGUUCCGUUUCAUAUGGCUUUCAGAUCAAAUUAUCUCCUAGAUGAAACUAGUGAGACUACGUACUGACCUGUUAAUUCCACACAUGAUCUUAAUCAUGUUGCCUAAUUACCUGAAAAUAGAUGAGCUAUUGUUACAAAACUGCAUGCAGAUUAGUCAGUUCAGUACUGAAUUAAUGGGCAAGAGCAUUACUCACUUCUUAUAGCCAUUAUUUAAGAAUGGCUUAUCUGAAAAUUAAAAAUAAUACCUUAACGUCAAUUGAAGUAGUUUUAAAUAACUUACUAAAUUUUUAUGGAGCCACUAAUUGAACAGCAAGGAAUGAACUCAUCAGUUAUGAGGUUUAGUAACUCAGAAUAUGAUCACAAAAGGUAGAAGUUGUGUUAUAAGAUCAACACCAAAGAGACAAAGCUGUAGUUCUGCACAUGUUCUUCAUAGCAGUCAUAUUCAACUAUUUUUAAACCAUUUACUUGACCUUUAUGCUAGCCAAUAUUAAAAACCCAACCUAGAAUAUUAA
Messenger RNA from Neopsephotus bourkii (Bourke's parrot), 1717 nucleotides. It is a transcript of the gene AQP9, whose product is annotated as aquaporin 9. The coding region runs from base 128 to 994 and encodes 288 amino acids. Gene Ontology annotation, cellular component: basolateral plasma membrane; plasma membrane. Gene Ontology annotation, molecular function: glycerol channel activity; urea transmembrane transporter activity; water channel activity. Lineage: Eukaryota; Metazoa; Chordata; Aves; Psittaciformes; Psittacidae. The record is from RefSeq and is a predicted model, not a curated record. The transcript is spliced from 7 exons. Gene Ontology annotation, biological process: water transport; glycerol transmembrane transport.